UAUGGCCUUACCUAUGAGUGGAUAAUUGGUAAAAAUGAAAGAAGAAUAACAAACAAAACAGAAAAUGGCGCUGCUAGUGAACUCACCACAUACUAAAAAACCUCAUCUUCUUCUCCACUGCCACCCCCAUCAACACCCCCCCACCCUAGGAAAUUUCUCCAUUAAAUUCCAGGACCUUUCUUCUUCAGAUAAAUCUACAGAGGGCACCUCAUCAUCAUCGAAGAAGGGCACCAGCUCGAGUUCCUUAGGUUUUGGGUCAUCCGUUUCGAGCACAGUAACAUCAUCAAAGAAGAAACAGCAGAAGGGGAAAAAAGAGAGGGAUUCAAUUAUCCGAAGAGAACCCAUACAAAAGCCCAGUUUUGCUACUCAACCGGAGGAAACCAGUGGUUCAAAGGAAUUUCAGAAAAAUGAGAGUGCUUUUGUUCUUGCUUGGUUAGGACUUGGUGCUAUUAUCCUUGUCCAGGGUAUUCUCCUUGCUGCCUCAGGCUUUUUACCGGAGGCAUGGGACAAUUUUUUUGUGAAGUAUCUUUAUCCAUCCUUUACUCCGACAGUCUUCCUGUUUGUUGCCGGAACAGUUGCCUAUGGAGUGUUGAAGUACCUGCAGAAUGAGAAAUCUAAUAUUGAAAACUGAUAAUUUUUGCAUGUUAUAUAUCAAGUAUUUAGGUAACUUUAGUUAGUUUGUUCAGUCUUGUAAACUACAGAUGUGAGAAACUGUGACAAUUGAAUUCCUUUAAAUACUUUUGAAAGUGGAUUAUACCAAGUUAAAAAUUGUAAUUUCU
Messenger RNA from Lycium ferocissimum, 779 nucleotides. RefSeq names its product protein LPA2. The transcript has 2 exons. Lineage: Eukaryota; Viridiplantae; Streptophyta; Magnoliopsida; Solanales; Solanaceae. The record is from RefSeq and is a predicted model, not a curated record. The coding region runs from base 65 to 631 and encodes 188 amino acids. Gene Ontology annotation, cellular component: chloroplast.